AUGAAAGAGAGAAAUGCUUAUGAAGCCCCGGAAAUUAUUGAUUCUAUUUGGCGGAAAAAACAGGAGUUAAACCAAAUUAAGCAAGAAAAACAAGACCAUACUUACAAAUAUAUUGCAGAACUCUCCGAGGCAGCCCUUAUUGGGGAAGAUAUAACUGCCGUAGAAAAAAGGGCAAUAGAACUAAAACAGGGUAUUACUGAACGAACUCAAGACUCCUUUAGCCAAGGGGAAAUUACCCAGGCUUAUGAAAAGAUAGAUGGGAUUGUAGAUUUGGCUAAACAGAGAGGGGAAGUGGAGGGGCAAUUGAAAGAAAAAGAAAGGGAAUUAGUAGAGUUGAGAGAGGAAUUAGUAGUUAAAACUCAGGCAGAGGAGGAGUUGAUUAAGGAGUUGGAGCAAAUUAAGCAAGAAAAAGGAGAGUUGGAGGGUAAAUUAAAUGAAUCAGAAACUACUCUAACGGAAACUAGACAGGAGUUGGAUAAGCAACAAGAGUUAGAAUUACAAAUUGAAAUAAAAGCCCAAAGAUUAGAUAAUCAGAUAACUAUUAGCCAAGCCGAGAAGAGGGGAUUAGAAAGGGAGUUGGAUGAAGUGAAAGGGGAAUUGGUUAAGGAGCAAGAGAAGAGUAGGGAGUUAGAAGGGCAGUUGGCGGGUUUGGCAGUAUCUAGUGGUCUCCUAACCCAGCAAGUUGAGAAUUUGACACGGGAAUUAAGUGAAAAAGAACGGGAGGAGGAGAGAAGGAGAUUAGAAACAGAAAUAAAAAGUAAUUUAAUAAGAGAACAAAAUGAGAAAAUUAGUCAACAAACUAAUCAGUUAACUAAUUAUCAAAAUCUUUUAAGAACUGCGGAAAGUAAUCUUAAAAAAGGGCAAGAGUUGUUAAAUAAGAAAGAAAAACAAUUGGAGGAGUUAGAAAAAGAGAAGAAUUUGAUUGGGGAGGAAUUAUCUUUAGCAAGUGGUAAAAUCCAAGAGCUAGAAGCAGCUUUAUUGGGGGCAAAUGGGAAAAUAGGGCAACUGGAAGCCAAAAUAAAGGAACUAGAAAGUAAAGGAGAUAAUUCUGAGGAGUUGGAAAGAUUAAAAAAAGAACUUGCGACCGAGAAGCAAAAGGGUCAGACAGAGAAAUCUAAACAGCAGCAGGAGAUAUCUCGUUUAAAACAAGAAUUAGCCCAGACUAAAUUACGAGAGGAACAAUUAGCCCAAAAGAUUAAGGAACUUGGGGCUAAAAGAGUAAAGGUUCAGGAAGUGGUUGAAAAAAGUUUUUGA
Molecule: messenger RNA, 1254 nt
Organism: Racocetra persica
Lineage: Eukaryota; Fungi; Glomeromycota; Glomeromycetes; Diversisporales; Gigasporaceae
Source: the annotation of a GenBank genome assembly